Molecule: messenger RNA, 1503 nt
Organism: Tetrahymena thermophila SB210
Lineage: Eukaryota; Ciliophora; Oligohymenophorea; Hymenostomatida; Tetrahymenidae
Product: cyclic nucleotide-binding domain protein, putative
Exons: 15
Biological process (GO): activation of GTPase activity; nucleocytoplasmic transport
Cellular component (GO): nucleus; perinuclear region of cytoplasm; cytosol
Molecular function (GO): small GTPase binding; GTPase activator activity
Source: RefSeq, a predicted model, not a curated record
UAAAUUUCAAGUAAAAGUAAAUUAACUUUUUACUAUAUUUACAACUAAUUAAAUUUCCAUAAAUUACUAUUGAAUAUUUUUGAAAAAAAUAAAUGAAUUAAGAGAUAAAAUAUUUUCACAAUUUAGAACAAUUUUUAAACUCAUCGCUUUAAUCUCAUUAGGCUCUCUUUAUUACUCUGUGUAGAAUUUAAAUGGGUGAUGAAGAUAUAUUAAUCUUAUGUUCUGGUUUAGUAAAUUGCACUAAUCUCUCAAAUUUGACACUUGAUCUUCAUUAAAACAAAAUUAGUGCUGUUGGGGCAUCAAGCUUAGGUUCUGCUUUAGCAAAUUGCUCUAAUCUCUCACAUUUGAGGCUUAAUCUUCAUGGCAAUUAAAUUGGUGCAAACGGUGCAUAACACUUAUGCUCUGCUUUAGCAAAAUCUACUAAACUAUCAAAUUUGAAACUUGAUCUUAGUAGCAAUGAACUUGGCGCAAUAGGUGUAUCAGGUUUAGGUUCUGCUUUAGCAAAUUCCACUAAUCUAUCAAAUUUGACACUUGAUCUUAGUGAGAAUAAAAUUGGCGAUGAAGGUGCUCCAAACUUAGGUUCUGCUUUAGCAAAUUGCAUUAAUCUCUCAAAUUUGGCACUUUCACUCUAGUGGAAUGAAAUUGGAGCAAUUGGGGUAUCUGGUUUAGGUUCUACUUUAUCAAAUUGCAUUAAUCUCUCAAACUUGACACUUGAUCUUCAGAACAAUGUGAUAGGUGCAAUUGGUGCAUAAGGUUUAGGAAUUGCUUUAGCAAAUUCCACUAAAUUAUCAAAUUUGACACUUGAUCUUUAUAGAAGUUAAAUUGGUGAUGAAGGUGCAUCAGGCUUAGGUUCUGCUUUAGCAAAAUGCGCUAAUCUAUCAAAUUUGACACUUAAACUUGAUUACAAUAAAAUUGGUGCUGUUGGUAUAUCAGGCUUAGGUUCUGCUUUAGCAAACUGCACUAAUCUCUCAAAUUUGGCACUUAAUCUUCAGUGGAAUGAAAUUGGUGCAACUGGAGUAUCAGGCUUAGGUUCUGCUUUAGUAAAUUGCAAUAAUCUCUCAAGUUUAAGUCUUGAUCUUCAAUAAAAUGGAAUUGGCGGCGAAGGUGCAUCUUACUUAGGUUCUGCCUUAGAAAAUUGCACAUAGCUUUCAAAUUUGAAACUUGAUCUUAGGUGGAAUAACAUUGAUGAAAUUGGUACAUCAGGAUUAAGCUCUGCUUUAGCAAACUGCUCUAAUCUCUCUAAUUUGACACUUGAUCUCCGUGCAAAUGGAGACAAUAAACCAUUAUUGUUGGAAGUAUAAAAAUAAUGCCUUAAACAACAAAAAUUAGUUGUUUUUAAAAUUUUCUCAUGAUGAAAAACAAGAAAGAGGUGAAAAAAUGAUGAUUAAAUAUAAAAAAUUUGAAUAAUAGAAAAUAAUAUGUAUUAUUUUAUAAUACUUUGUAAUAGGAGAAUUUAAUCUAAAAUAUAGAUUGAUUUAUUAUUAUUUUUAUAUUAUAAAUAUU